UUCCCAUGGGCUCCUUUGCUUCAUCUUCUAGGCUACCAAUCGAAGAAGAUGAAGAUUCACCCCAAUUACACCUUGUUUACGCCUCGUUUUCAGCUAAAACUCCAUCACCUGAUGUGACCGAGUUGAACUGGAUCGAGUGCUACAACCCGGCAAGCAACAAAUGGCAUCGAAUCACCUCAAUACCACUAGCCAAAAAUCAUGAUUUGAAAGGCUAUGCAAUGGUCAUUGUGGGUGACUUCAUUUACAUCAUUGGUGGGUUAUGUUGCCGUAAACAAGUACGUGAAGGACAUGACUAUGAUGAUCAUGUGAUCAUAGAUGACCUACAAGUCCAUCAGCAUGUUCUACGUUAUAGUAUUCUAGAUGACACUUGGUCCACAUGCUCACCACUUAAACAACCACGGUUUGACUUUGCAUGCGCGGUUAGCGGCGACAAGAUAUAUGUCGCGGGCGGAAAAAGCACAACCAGUGGUGUGAGGGCCGUUUCGUCAGCUGAAGUGUAUGAUCCCGCUCUUGACGAGUGGAAGUUAUUGCCAGACAUGACGACGUCAAGGUACAAGUGUGUUGGCGUGACAUGGCAAGACAAGUUUUACGCUGUUGGUGGCUUUGCUGACCUAGGGGCUACCAAACCCCUAGGACCAUUUUCUAUGGCCCGGAGCUCGGCUGAAGUGUACGAUACCCUGACAAACACGUGGCAGUUCUUGCCACGGAUGUGGGAACUAGACGUCCCACCUAAUCAAAUUGUGGUUGUUGGAGGAAAGCUUUUCAGCUCCGGUGACUGUUACAAAAAAUGGAAAGGGUACAUCGAAAAAUACGACGGCGACCUCAACAUGUGGAACGUGGUCGACGGGUCAUCACUUUCGUCCCCAACAUCCAUGCUCGAUGUGACAUCACCAAAGCGGCCUUUGAUGGAACCACUAUACCUUACCAUAGCUCCGAUUGGGACGUGCUUGUACUUUUUCGCUGGAUAUAGAAUGAUCGGUGAAACAUCGAAAUAUAUGUCGGAAGUUCAUGUGUUCAACACUGCGGGAUACGGUGGUGAUUGGAUGAGUUUCGAGCCUAAGAUGGAGGAUGGUGAGAAGGUCCUUUCUUGUCACUGUUGUGUUUACAAAAGACAUGAGUAAUGAGGCAACAUCGUGCAGGGUCCUCAUCGUGUAAUACUAUUGUGUUUGGAAAUAUCAACGUAAUAAUAAUAAUGUACGGUAUAAAAGUAAAAUAAACUUGC
This is a messenger RNA of Helianthus annuus (common sunflower), 1222 nucleotides long. RefSeq names its product F-box/kelch-repeat protein At1g16250-like. Lineage: Eukaryota; Viridiplantae; Streptophyta; Magnoliopsida; Asterales; Asteraceae. The record is from RefSeq and is a predicted model, not a curated record. Gene Ontology annotation, molecular function: protein binding. The transcript is spliced from 2 exons. The coding region runs from base 6 to 1121 and encodes 371 amino acids.